Molecule: messenger RNA, 1057 nt
Organism: Polistes dominula (European paper wasp)
Lineage: Eukaryota; Metazoa; Arthropoda; Insecta; Hymenoptera; Vespidae
Product: fatty acyl-CoA reductase wat-like
Biological process (GO): long-chain fatty-acyl-CoA metabolic process
Cellular component (GO): peroxisome
Molecular function (GO): alcohol-forming very long-chain fatty acyl-CoA reductase (NADP+) activity
Source: RefSeq, a predicted model, not a curated record
AUGUUGUCCAGAAAUAACAAGGAUUUAUUUGCUGGUAAGGGCAAAGAAACAGAAGGAUCCGCAAACUCGAUUUAAAGAGUAUUUCAAUGAUGUUAUUUUUGAUAGGUUAAAGAGAGAGCAAAAAGAUGUUGAAAAGAAGAUUAUUGUGAUUGAAGGAGACACGAGUCUAUUGAAUUUAGGAUUGUCAGAGAAGGACCGCGAUCGCAUUAAAGAUACCGAUGUAAUUUUUCACAGUGCAGCAUCAGUACGUUUUCUGGACAAUAUUCGUAUUAUAGUUAAUACAAAUAUUAGAGGAACAAGGGAUCUUCUCUUGCUUGCACAAGAGAUGAMAAGCUUAAAGGCCUUUGUUUAUGUUUCAACAGCUUACUCGCACUGUGUUUACAAUAAAAUCGAAGAAAAAUUGUAUAARCCACCUAUGAAGACAGAAGACAUAAUUAGAUUGACAGAGAUUUUAACCGAAGACCAAUUAGAUUUAAUCACCCCAAAGCUACUGGGGAAAUGGCCUAACAGUUACGCAUUUUCAAAGGCAAUCUGUGAAGAUACAGUACGGCAAUAUUCUAAUGGAAUUCCAACUUGCAUUGUUCGGCCAUCCGUUGUUGUAUCAACAGAAAAGGAACCAAUUGCUGGCUGGAUAAACAAUUUGAAUGGAAUUACAGGUGUUGUUUUUGGUAGCAUGAAAGGUAUUUUACGAACAUUGUAUUGUGAUAAAGACUUAACUGUCGAUAUGAUUCCUGUUGAUUAUGUUGUCAACAACAUUAUUGCUGCAGCAUGGGAUGUUGCACAAGAACGCAGAGAUAACAAAUACUUACCUGUUGACGAUGAGAUUCCAGUCUAUAAUUCUGUUUCCUCCGUUCAAAGACCAAUUACUUAUGAUACUAUAAGAAGAAAUGUAAUUUUUGAGGGACUUCAAGUCCCGUCGAAAAAAGUGCUUUGGUACGGCUCAAUAUGGUAUAUCAAGAACUAUUAUUUCUAUAUCUUUUUGACAAUUUUUUUUCACUGGAUACCAGCAAUAAUAGUGGACUCUUUUUUAUAUCUCAGUGGAAGAAAGCCAAUGUAA